UUCGAUUUUGUUCUCUUAACCGUGCUCGACAAAAUAUAUUGCUCUUAAUACCAGAAUAAAAGUACGUAGAACCUUACGUGCUGUCCGAGUGAAUCAUCAAUGGGCAUUCACUUUUGACAAAUGUAUUUGUGUAUUACCAUCUGGCAACAUUGGUUAGUCGAUUAUUCUGCGAUUAAAAGAUGUAAUCACCUGAUUGCUGUUUGCAGGAGUUGAUAUUAUUUUAUCAGCAUCAGUGAUUCAGUGAAUUGGCUAAAAUUCCUAUUUCAUGUAAAAUAAGUAACAUAACAUCCAUUCCAACAUGCACGGAAGACUGAAAGUUCGCACAACUGAAGAGGAACGCGAGCGUAAGAAAAAAGAGCAAACACUUAAGGUGAAAGCUUAUCGAGCCGCGAUGGGAAAAAUACAGGAGAAACGUCGUUUACAACAACUGGAUGACGAAAUGUUGACACUUACUUCGCAAAUACUACUUAGAAAUCCAGAUGUAUCAACAUUGUGGAACAUUAGACGGGAAUGUGUUGAACAAAGAUCAUUGAAUAUAGAUGAUGGGGAUCAGAGGCAAGCAAUUUACGACACGGAAUUAAAUUUUAGCGAACAGUGCUUAUUAGUAAAUCCGAAAUCGUAUAAUGGCUGGCACCAUCGGUGUUGGACAUUAGAACACAGUCCUAAUGCUAAUUGGGAGAGGGAAGUCCUGCUUUGCAAUAAAUAUUUGAAAAUGGAUGAGCGAAAUUUUCACACUUGGGAUUAUCGUCGCUACGUGGUUGAAAAAGCAUGCAUAUCUAGACAAAAUGAGCUGGAUUUUUGCACAGAAAAAAUAAAAGCAAAUUUCUCAAAUUACUCUUCGUGGCAUCAUCGCAGUUUAUUGUUACCACAAUUGUAUCCUUAUGAAGGUAAUGCGCAACCAAAGCAAGCAAUGAAUGAAGAAAAACUGAAAGAAGAACUGGAAAUGGUACUUACGGCCGCAUUUACAGAUCCAAAUGAUAGUAGUGCUUGGUUUUAUCAAAGAUGGUUAUUAGGUUACUCCCGACAGGAAUUAGAUGUAUGUGCUUUUCGGUGCGAUAGUAACCGUGCAGUCCUAUCAUUCACUAAUCCAAUUAUUUUAACCAAAGAAGAUGUGGUAAUAACUGAUUCCAACGGAAAAAUUAAGAAGAAAAUUGCAAAUUGGAAAUCUAUUAACGGUACUAAAUCAGAUACUACAUGGUUUUCCUACCUUAACGCUGAUAAAAUAUUAGAUAUUAACGAUCGAUAUUUUUUGGAAUUCCACAUUACUGACAUCAAUGUAAAAAAAAUUAAUUUAAAGACGUACAACCAGAGUGUAUACUUUUUCAAACCACCAAACCAGUCUUUUACAUUUACGGAAAGUGUUUUAAAAGAGUUACAGACGCAACUAGAGUCGUGCGAAAGUUUGUUAGAAUACGAGCCAGAUAGUAAGUGGACAUUGCUAACAUCUGCCUUACUGAUGCGAGCUAUAGACUCUCAAAAAUAUCACGAUAAAUCUUUGAAAUAUCUGGAAAAACUUCAAAAAGUUGAUAUACUUCGAGAGAACUACUACCGAGAUGUGGCAUCUAAAUGGAUAUUGGAAAAACAUCUGUUAGACUGGGCAGUUUCAGAGAAUAUUCCAAAGGAAUUAGACUUGCGUAAUGAAGAGCAUUUAAACGUCAUUUUCUAUCCACAGUAUUUAUGUAUCGCAGACAAAGUUUUGGUAUCAGAAAAGUUGCACCAUUACACUAAUAUAAAGCAAUUGCAAGGUUUUGUGUCAUUUAAACUUUAACAAUAUAAUAAUACCUAGGCACAUAUAUUGUAGAUGUAUAAGUAAAAUUAAUGACUUUAUUUUGUAAAGCAGGACUAUAAAUAUAAAUGAACAAGUUGAAACCAUAUGAAACCGAUUACAAUAUUUUAAUUAUUCAUUUGAAAUUAGCAAAACCAGAAAGAUGUUGCAUAUUUAUAUUAACACCAUGAUUAUCAUUCCAAAUGUAUUUUAAACUUUUGUGUAAUACUUUCUUAGAAUAUUAUAUUAACAAAUAUAUUAAAAUAAUAUAAAUUAAGACCACCUUAUAAAACUACGUUUUAUAUAGUUCACAGCUAUCUUCGUCAAGUUAUAUAAGUAUGCAUAAAUUAUCUAAAUUUUAUUGUCAUGGAGUCAAAGUUACUGGAAAUAUAUGAGACAUUUGUUAAUUUUAUCAAA
This is a messenger RNA of Bactrocera oleae (olive fruit fly), 2182 nucleotides long. RefSeq names its product Rab geranylgeranyltransferase subunit alpha (gene RabGGTa). NCBI's taxonomy places the organism in Eukaryota, Metazoa, Arthropoda, Insecta, Diptera, Tephritidae. Gene Ontology annotation, cellular component: Rab-protein geranylgeranyltransferase complex; cytoplasm. Gene Ontology annotation, biological process: protein geranylgeranylation. Gene Ontology annotation, molecular function: Rab geranylgeranyltransferase activity. The record is from RefSeq and is a predicted model, not a curated record.